UUUGAAGCGGAACUCUCCGAUCGCCUAUCAGCUCAAUCACCAGCCGAAGGACUUAAUAAACACUGGAGGCAAAUCAAGGAAGCUAUGCAAAUGUCGAUAAAAACAACGUCGGACCCUGCCACAAGCUCAAAACACAAACGAUGGAUAUCGUCCACCUCGAUUGCCCUGCUGGAAGCUCGCAGAACCCUCCCUCCCGAUGCCACAUAUGGCACAGCGCGCAAAUCCCUCAAACGCCAGUACGUGGCUCCUUCUGGGUCAGUUUACUUCGACACCAAUCGCUUUGCCAGUGACCCGAAACACUUUUAUGCCAAGCUCGUCCCAACUGCAUAUGGGGAUAUCGAUCAGUUAGCCACUGGUGAGGGAGAGCUGUCCUCGGAUGGAGAGAAGCGGUCGCAAAACGAUUUUGCCUUGUGGAAGGCUUCUAAGCCAGGCGAACCAGCUUGGCCCAGCCCAUGGGGUCAAGGAAGACCGGGUUGGCACAUAGAGUGUUCGGUAAUGGCGAGUUGUGUUUUUGGUGACUCCAUGGACAUCCAUUCUGGUGGUGUGGAUCUUAAGUUCCCGCAUCAUGAUAAUGAACUAGCUCAGUCCGAGGCGUGCUUCGGGCAUUCUCAUUGGGUUCAAUAUUUUUUGCAUUCGGGGCAUUUGACGAUAUCUGGUUGUAAAAUGUCGAAGUCACUGAAGAACUUCAUCACUAUUCGUGAUGCCCUGAAGGAACAUUCUGCAAGGCGUCUUCGUCUUACUUUUCUUCUACAUUCCUGGCGAGACACAAUGGAUUACAGUCCAGACACAGUCGCGGAAGCCAUUAGUUAUGAGAAGACCUUGACUGUGAGUGACCAUUCUCUACGAUCGUUAUCGUUAGGUUCACGGUUCCAUAGAUAUUUAAGUCGUUUUGAAUCAAAUUGCUUUAGCUCAGUGGGUUAUAUAUGCACGGUGUUUAUUGUAACACUACCUGGAGAACUCAUAUCCAUCGUGGAUGUCGUCCGCGUCCACUUGACGCCAAACGUACUCAGGUUGAGUCCUCAUAAUCUUUUUUAG
Molecule: messenger RNA, 1035 nt
Organism: Echinostoma caproni
Lineage: Eukaryota; Metazoa; Platyhelminthes; Trematoda; Plagiorchiida; Echinostomatidae
Source: the annotation of a GenBank genome assembly